Molecule: messenger RNA, 4370 nt
Organism: Heterocephalus glaber (naked mole-rat)
Lineage: Eukaryota; Metazoa; Chordata; Mammalia; Rodentia; Bathyergidae
Gene: Adam33
Product: ADAM metallopeptidase domain 33
Biological process (GO): proteolysis
Molecular function (GO): metalloendopeptidase activity
Source: RefSeq, a predicted model, not a curated record
AGGCCCUACCUCCUGGGCCUGUCCCGCCUCAUCUCCCUUUUCUGGAACCGAAGCCCCAAGGACGGCGGGCCUUUGCUCUCCCCAUCCACACGGGCUGGUGGCCACAGCCGCUGGAGACAGCGGCACCUGACAGCCUCCUUCCCGGGGGGCACUCAGCGCGGGUGGAUGACCCCUUGCUGGGUCUCCCUCUGAGCAGGACGGGGGACAGAAGUGGUCCCAGGAGAUCGCGCAGGGGCUGCUCCCAGCCCUGGCCUCGGCCUCAACCCCCACCCCUGUGGUCCUCUAAGAACCUUCCCCGCGGUCCCCGCCCCGUCCCGUCCCACCCUCUGCUCUGCAAGUGCUGGGUGCUGCCCCGCCCGCUCCAACCUCCUUCUCCCCGGCGCUGGUCGGGUCGGUCUGGAGGGCCAGGUCUGACCGUGAGGCGUUGGCGUUGGCCGGACUGGCUGCGCCGGACGUGGGGCCGCCUCCAUCCAGCCAAGGCGGAGCCGGCAGCCGGCGGCCAGGGGCUGGAGGCCCAGGCGCUUCCAGCCAUGGGCAGGGGCUCGCUGAGAGCUCCGGGAUUGGCGGUGCCGCGGUGGCUGCUGUCACUACUGCUGCUGUCUCGGGGGCCAGUGUCUGGCGCUUGGUUGCUUCCAGGAAAUACUUCUGGAGAGCCAGUCACCACCCCCUGGGUCCUGGAUGGACAACCCUGGCUCACCAUCGUCCUGAAAGAGCCGAUCUCGACACUAGACUCAGGCCUGGUGGCCUUGGAAGCUGAAGGCCAGGAGUUCCUGCUUGAGCUGGAGAAGAACCACAGGCUGCUGGCUGCUGGUUACACAGAAACCCACUAUAGCCAAGAUGGCCAGCCAGUGGUGCUGGUCCCCAACCACAUGGACCACUGUCACUACCACGGGAGAGUGAGGGGCUUCCCCAACUCUUCGGUUAUGCUCAGCACCUGCUCUGGGAUGAGGGGCUUGAUCAGGCUCAACAGCAAUGCCAGCUAUUACCUGCAGCCCUGGCCACCUGGAGACCCAGAGGACCUCUCAACCCACAGGACUUUCCGGAUGGAGAGGCUGCUCACCUGGAAAGGGACCUGCAGCUACAGUGACCCCGAGGACAAAGGGGGCAUGGCCAGGCUUCGUCCUGCCCCUCAGAGCAGGGAGAGGCGAGAAGCCCCCAGGGGCCAGAGGUACCUGGAGCUAUACGUAGUAGCCGACCACUCCCUGUACUUGACCCAGCACCGAAACUUGAACCAUACCAAAGAGCGUCUCCUGGAGGUUGCCAGUUAUGUAGACCAGAUCCUCAGGACGCUGGACAUCCAGGUGGUGCUGACAGGCCUGGAAGUGUGGACAGAGCAAGACCACAGCCGCGUCACACCCGACGCCAACGCCACGCUCUGGGACUUCCUGAAGUGGCGCCGGGGGCUGUGGGCACGGCGGCCGCACGACUCGGCGCAGCUACUCACGGGCUGCACCUUCCGGGGCGCCACCGUGGGCCUGGCGCCCGUCGAGGGCAUGUGUCGCGCAGAGAGCUCGGGCGGUGUGAGCACGGACCACUCGGAGCUCCCCAUCGGCGCUGCGGCCACCAUGGCCCAUGAGAUCGGCCACAGCCUGGGCCUCAGCCACGACCUCGAUGGCUGCUGCGUGGAGGCCGCGGCAGAGCAAGGCGGCUGCAUCAUGGCCGCGGCCACGGGGCACCCGUUCCCGCGCCUCUUCAGCGCCUGCAGCCGCCGCCAACUGCGGGCCUUCUUCCGCAAGGGGGGCGGCGCGUGCCUCUACAACGCCCCAGACCCCGGGCUUCAGAUCCCGCCUACGCGCUGCGGGAACGGCUUCGUGGAAGCGGGCGAGGAGUGCGACUGCGGCUCUGAGCAGAAGUGCCCAGACCCCUGUUGCUUCGCCCACAACUGCUCGUUACAUGCGGGGGCCCAGUGUGCCCACGGGGACUGCUGCGCGCGCUGCCUGCUGAAGCCAGCUGGCUCGCCGUGCCGCCAGGCUGCAGGAGACUGUGACCUCCCUGAGUUCUGCACUGGCUCUUCCCCCCACUGUCCCCCGGAUGUUUACCUGCUGGACGGCUUGCCCUGCGCGGGAGGCCAAGGCUACUGCCUGGAUGGCGCGUGUCCCACGCUGGAGCAGCAGUGCGCACAGCUCUGGGGGCCUGGCUCCCGCCCAGCCCCCGAGGCCUGUUUCCAGCUGGUGAACCCCGCGGGAGACGCCACUGGGAAUUGCGGCCAGGAUGGCUCUGGCCGCUUCCUGCCUUGUGCUCAGAGGGACACUCAGUGCGGGAAGCUGCAGUGCCAGGGCGGGGAGCCCAGCCCCCUAGUGCCACACAUCUUGCCUGUGGAGUCCACACUUCACUUAGACGGCCACCAGGUGGCUUGUCGUGCAGCUCUGGUGAUCCCCGAUGCCCAGCUGGACUUGCUGGACUUGGGCCUGGUAGAGCCCGGCACCCAGUGUGGUCCUAGAAUGGUGUGCCAGGACAGGCGCUGCCAGAACACUUCCUCCCAGGAGCUGGAGCGCUGCCUAACUACCUGCCACAACCAUGGGGUUUGCAACAGCAACCAUAACUGCCACUGCUCUCCAGGCUGGGCUCCACCCUUCUGUGACAAGCCGGGGUUCGGUGGCAGUGUGGACAGUGGCCCAGUGCACCCUGAAAAUGGCGACACGUUCCUUCUGGCAGUGCUCUUCAGCUUCCUGCUCCCUCUGCUCCCUGGGGUGGGCCUGGCCUGGUGCUACUUCCGGCUCCCUGGGCUCCACCUCCAGCGAUGCCCCGGGGGCUAUAGGAGAGACCAGGAAUGCAGUGGGCCCAAAGAUGGCCCUCUCAGGAACCAUAGCCUGGGUGGCAUUUACCUUGUGCAGUUGGGGUCCGUGGCCAUUGGAGACCCCCAGCCCCUGGCCACUGAUGUCCGCAUCUCAGGCAUCUGGGUUUGGGUUAAAAUGGAAAUGAGACAUCACUUCUUGGAGACCAGGAUGCUAGAAGUCCCUUGGGCAAGUAUGGGGGAAGUUGUGGUUUUUCCUGGGUCUUGGGUCAUUACUGAAGGGAACAAGGGGUCCCUGCCACAUGAUUUGCAACCUGGGGCCCCAGCCCUUUCUUCUGCAUUAGAAUCUCAGCAGGUCAAGUCUAGACACCAAGAUCCUAUCUGUGGGGGAAAGGUGGCUCCUGAGAUGAGUAGACAGGUGACCACUGACAGCCAUUCCAGGAACUUGGAUCCCAAGGACAGACACAGCGAGUCAACUGAUCUCCUGCACCUUCUGAAGCUUGGAGGUUUCUUCCUGCCUUGUCAAGGAGCUCCAGGACCCAAGCUUCAUCAGAAGUUGCUUGAUGUUGUCCCUGCUCUUGAGGGCUGGGGCAUGCUGGGUACAGCUUCCAGCCCAAGAAUCCAUCCACAAAGGAUUGAAGGUCCCAUAGUCCCCAACCCCCAGCAGGGGAGGCCUCUGUCCUGGGAGCCUGGCUAUGUCUGCUUUGUGCACUUUCCCUCCAUGCAGCUCUCUGGAGGGCAGGGACUCCUGAGACUCAACAUUUCUGAUGGAGCCCACAUUUCCUGGAGCCUGGCCCUUGCAAACAAGCAAGCAAACAAAAUCUUUGAUAUCUCCUUUCUGGUCUCCUCCUACCCCGUCCUGUAUCCGGGAAGCUUCUGUAGCCCCUACCCUGACUCCCAGUUCUCCAUCUGAGGUUGUAGAGGGUGUGGCCUUUUGCAGCCCUCUUCACUUGGACUUUACUCAGUCCUCCAUUCUGUAGGAGAGGCCUGAGGAGUCAGGUCAGGAAAGACAGUGUAGAGUCAGAAGAAAGGCAGGCUUCCUGGUGCCUCUGUGAAUCUUUUCUGUUGUAAAUUCAACCCUUGGGGUGUCCUGAGGGCCACUUGGAGUGAUGUGGUGGGUGGAACCUCCAGUGGUAGCCAGGACACACCUGGAUUCAGGAGGGUGUUGCCCAGGUUGAAUUAUCCCUUUGCUUGUCCCUCCUGUCCCUUUGGACAUUCUUGUCUCCUGUUGCUCAUGCCAGAGUUGCUGAGUGAUCUGUAUUAGGCAGCUGUUGCUUUGUAACAAAACCACCUCCAAAACUGAGUUGCUUAAAACAACAGGCAGUACAAUCAUACUUCUGAGGGUGUGAAGAAUUGGAGAAUCUUUGCUGUCUACCAUUGGGAUCCAGAGAAGCGGCAGCCCCAGCUCAUCUAUAGAUUCGUCAUGGUUCCAAUAAACAUCCCAAGACAGUUUUGGUUUUUUGGUGGGGCGGGGGGGCUUGACAAACUGCUCCAAAAAUGGACAUGGAACAGCAAAAAUCCAGGAAAAACCAAAAGAAAUUAAAUUAAGAAAAAAGGCCGGGGAUUUAGUUCAGUGGUUCCGCCACCUGCCUCUCAAGUGCAAGGACCCAAGUUUGAUCCCCGGUACCAAAAAAAA